GGGAGAGAGAGCAAGAUAAGAGAGAGAGCAAGGAGAGAGAGAGCAAGAGAGGGGGAGGAGAAAACAUGCAAUAGAAAUUGUCAGGUCCAGAGACAGAGAUCGAGAGAGAGAGAGAGAAAGAGAGGGAGAGAGAGAGCCACAUACAUAUGGUAAGGGAGACAGAAACAGAGAACAAGCGUGUGUGUGUGUGUGUAUGCGUGAGCCAGUGUGUGAGUGUGUGCACAGAGGCGCAUUGACAGCAGCGGAGAAGGAGCAAGGCUAACAAACGGCAGCCGCGAGAGCAAAGGAGCACAGUGACGCCACUGGGGGAGAGAUAACGACUGAGUGGAAGAAAAGAAGAGAGGAUGAAAGAAAGACAUCAGUGAAGACCUGAGGCUCUGAGACCAGAGAGUGUGAGAGAGAGAGAGAGAGAGAGAGAGAGAGAGAGAGAGGAGAGGAAGAUACCCAGAGAGGCAUCACAGGAGCACACAACCUAUUUGGCUGGCUGACUGACAGGCAGAGAGAAAGAGACAGGAGGAGGGAUGGAGAGGAAGCUGCUAGAAACUGCUGCUCGGCUACACCGCAGACGACAGGGUGAGAGGGAGAGAGUUUAAAGGACGAAGGGAACCGACAGAGGAGAAGAAGAGGUGGGCUCCACCACCAGUCUCUGUCCUCCAUCACUGUGACUAAAGGAAGGAGUGACGCAUCCAUCCUUCGACAGCUCAGCCUCCAUCUUACCUUCCCUUCCUCCCUCCACCUCCAUCGUUUGUGUUCUCAGGGUCUCACAGACAGGAAUGAUCACCUUGCCUCCGUCGCUCCUCUCCUCCUCCUUCUCCUCCUCUUCCUCUGUCCCUCUGGCAAAACACCUUCUGUUCUACUCUCAGACGAACUGAGACCAAUGGGCCAUGUUAUCAGCUUCACACGCACAUGGAAGCUUUACCCUGUAACAAGACUAUUGUCACCUCACAGCACAGUGAUAUCCAAAACCAACAACAACAACACACAGCAAGGUGGUAAGAGAACUGGGAGACGAUAUGUUACGACAGGACUAAACAACAACACAGGUAACUCAGCCAAAGAGGACUGUGAGGACGACAGUCACACCAUCUGACUGUCUGAGGCCACUGCUGUCACUCUGAACCGCUGAGGGACAGACAGACAGACAGACCGUGACGAGGACAAGGUCUCCCUAGAGACCUUUAUCAGCUACCCUAGUGGGAGGACUCAGUUUGAAAGUCAAGCAUCCCUUCCUUAGAGGAAUUCAGGAGUGGUUUGUUAAGGAGCUGGGGAUUUCCAUUGCCUCCUAAAAAAAGACCUCUGCCUUAUCAGACUCCAGUCAAGGAAGCCAAAGGACACAAAACCAUAUUUGACUAAGAGGAGAGAGAGAGAGAGAGAGAGAGAGAGAGAGAGAGAGAGAGAGAGAGAGAGAGAGAGAGAGAGAGAGAGAGAGAGAGAGAGAGAGAGAGGGAGAGAGAGAGAGAGAGGAGGUUCCAGAGUUUCUACAGGUUGUUCUCACACACAAGGCCAUUCCACAGCCUCAGAAACAGGAAGGAAGUUCUGGUUUAAGCAGCAACAACCUAGAAACAAGCAAGCCCCGUUUGAGUCAGUUUCCCCUGGCAAGCCACAGGACGCUGUGUGAGACAAUACAGAGUGAACUACUACUGAACAGCCUGUGCUGCUUUAGCUCUCCAUUUUGAGAGAGUAGAACUCUUCACAACCCUGUUGUGAAAGUGUAUCAUAUUAGUAUCUAUAUAUGUACAUAUAAGAUUAUUUAUUGGUGUUAUCACUGAAAACAUAUCUUUGUGCUGAUGUGUUGAGUCCUGUUUGGUGUUCAGCUGUUACUGUGGUUGAAUAUCCAGUACAUAUCUUUAUUGUAUAUCUAAGACUGCACAGACUAGUUUUAAGAGGACUAACUACCAGGCUCGGACUGUUAUCGCUGUCUAUCAGUAGUGUUAUCAGCGGACAGUGUUUCUGUGUGAUAGGGAAGUCUGUUUCACUGCUCCAGGUUUGAGGGCUCUGGCUUUAGUCCUCAGUCCUUCUGUCCCACAUAAAGACUCAGGGUAACAGCACCACAGACGUGGGAGGCCUUCUAAUUGAAACAAUGGACAGAAUCAUACGUCCCCAUGUCCCCUCUAAUGGCUGACUUUGACACCCCCAGUUCACUUCAGAGCCCCACCCCACGCCCAAUCCAAGCCAGGGGCAUUGCCCGCUGAACCACCCACAGCCCCCUCUCUCUAACAAAGACACAGACACACAAAUAAGCUUAAUGUCCAUGUCCUGCCUCAGGCGGCAGCCUGUGACAAUCCCCAUGGAUACCGUCAAGAUCAUCCAGUCGGAAAAGUUCCCCCGGGAAUGCACGGUGCCAGUCACCCAGCCUUGCUUCACCCCUCCCCCGCGGGUGGCAUGGGAUGGAGGGGGAGAGGGAGAGAUCAUUGUGAACCAGGCGUGCAGUGACCUAGCCCUGGAGAUGACCUGCACUGACCUGCCCCCCACCAGACCCAUGGUCUCAUCUCCCCCAGCUCCCAUGGGGCGCAGGGAGAGCUACCUGGCCCAGCGCAAAGCCAGCACCGCAGAGAUCUGCUACCACCAGUUCCACUACAAGAUGGAGGACGUCAUAGUCAACCAGUACGUGCUGCGUUCUUCUUCCACCUCCUCCUCCACCUCCUCUUCCUCCUCAGGGCCCGUGAUGCCUUGUGAGCCCCUGGACUGCCCCACCUGCGGCCACACCUACAACUUUGCAGGCAAGCGUCCACGCAUCCUCUCCUGCCUGCACUCGGUGUGUGAGGAGUGCUUGCAGAUCCUCUACGAGUCCUGCCCCAAGUACAAGUUCAUCUCGUGCCCAACGUGCAGGCGUGAGACGGUGCUGUUCACUGACUAUGGGCUGGCUGCCCUGGCCAUCAACACCAGCAUCCUGAGCCGGCUGCCCUCUGACCCCAAUGGCCCGGUGCAGUGGGGCGGGGAGGCCGACCGGAGCUGCUACCAGACGGUACGCCAGUACUGCCAGUCAGCCUGCACCUGUCAGAUCGCCAACCCCCUGUCCUCCUGUGGCAUCAUGUAGAGACCUAGGCAGGGGCCAAACUGGCACGCCUUCUCUCUUCUCACGUACAUACAACCCGCCUCCUCUCUUCUCACGUACAUACAACCCGCCUCCUCUCUUCUCACAUACAUACAACCCGCCUUCUCUCUUCUCACAUACAUACAACCCGCCUUCUCUCUUCUCAAAUACAUACAACCAGCCUCCUCUCUUCUCACAUACAUACAACCCGCCUCCUCUCUUCUCACAUACAUACAACCCGCCUUCUCUCUUCUCACAUACAUACAACCCGCCUUCUCUCUUCUCAAAUACAUACAACCAGCCUCCUCUCUUCUCACAUACAUACAACCCGCCUCCUCUCUUCUCACAUACAUACAACCCGCCUUCUCUCUUCUCAAAUACAUACAACCCGCCUUCUCUCUUCUCACAUACAUACAACCCGCCUUCUCUCUUCUCAAAUACAUACAACCCGCCUCCUCUCUUCUCAAAUACAUACAACCCGCCUUCUCUCUUCUCACACACAUACAACCCGCCUUCUCUCUUCUCACACACAUACAACCCGCCUUCUCUCUUCUCACACACAUACAACUCGCCUUCUCUCUUCUCACAUACAUACAACCCGCCUUCUCUCUUCUCACACACAUACAACCCGCCUUCUCUCUUCUCACACAUACAACCCGCCUUCUCUCUUCUCACAUACAUACAACCCGCCUUCUCUCUUCUCACACACAUACAACCCGCCUUCUCUCUUCUCACACACAUACAACCCGCCUUCUCUCUUCUCACAUACAUACAACCCGCCUCCUCUCUUCUCACAUACAUACAACCCGCCUCCUCUCUUCUCACACACAUACAACCCGCCUUCUCUCUUCUCACAUACAUACAACCCGCCUUCUCUCUUCUCAAAUACAUACAACCCGCCUUCUCUCUUCUCAAAUACAUACAACCCGCCUUCUCUCUUCUCACAUACAAACAACCCGCCUUCUCUCUUCUCAAAUACAUACAACCCGCCUUCUCUCUUCUCAAAUACAUACAACCCGCCUUCUCUCUUCUCACAUACAUACAACCCGCCUUCUCUCUUCUCAAAUACAUACAACCCGCCUUCUCUCUUCUCA
This is a messenger RNA of Oncorhynchus keta (chum salmon), 4128 nucleotides long. RefSeq names its product ring finger protein 208 (gene rnf208). The record is from RefSeq and is a predicted model, not a curated record. Lineage: Eukaryota; Metazoa; Chordata; Actinopteri; Salmoniformes; Salmonidae. The transcript is spliced from 2 exons. Bases 2246 to 3037 code for a protein of 263 amino acids. Gene Ontology annotation, molecular function: ubiquitin protein ligase activity. Gene Ontology annotation, biological process: protein ubiquitination.